AUGGCUUCAGACGAUGAUCCUCCUCGUAAAUCAUUCACUUUAAAGUUCUGCCGAAAGAAGUUUACUAUUACUCCCAGCAGAGCCACACAGCCUGAUGAUGGUGAGGGACCUUCAGUUCCACCUGCUGUUGUACCUACACCACCACCUAGGGGCCAGCAACAGUCCUCGAGUGAGCAGGGGCAGGGACCUUCAAAUCCACCUGCAGUUGUACCUCCAUACUUCCCUGGCCACUUCCCUCCUCCCUCGACGAGUCCUCACUAUCCCUCUCCAGAUCAGACACAUGCCUCUCCAUUCUAUCCAUAUUACCCUCCACCAUCAUCACAGGUAGCAGGUCAAUCCACUGGUCCUCGCCCUCCUUACCCCUACCCAUAUUACUACCCCUAUCUGGUGCAGCAUGAACAGGGUGGACCAUCUAGACCACCAGAGGUUGGCGCUAGCGAUCAUGCAGCUGCAACAGAUAAGCGUCAAUACAUUGAGCCUGAGGGUGAUAAGUAA
Messenger RNA from Dendrobium catenatum, 495 nucleotides. RefSeq names its product basic salivary proline-rich protein 1-like. The coding region runs from base 1 to 495 and encodes 164 amino acids. The transcript has a single exon. Lineage: Eukaryota; Viridiplantae; Streptophyta; Magnoliopsida; Asparagales; Orchidaceae. The record is from RefSeq and is a predicted model, not a curated record.